This is a messenger RNA of Pyricularia grisea, 3576 nucleotides long. RefSeq lists its product as uncharacterized. The coding region runs from base 505 to 3123 and encodes 872 amino acids. Gene Ontology annotation, cellular component: protein phosphatase 4 complex; nucleoplasm. Gene Ontology annotation, molecular function: protein phosphatase activator activity. NCBI's taxonomy places the organism in Eukaryota, Fungi, Ascomycota, Sordariomycetes, Magnaporthales, Pyriculariaceae. Gene Ontology annotation, biological process: DNA damage response; protein dephosphorylation. The transcript has 6 exons. The record is from RefSeq and is a predicted model, not a curated record.
ACAAAACAAAAAAAAAAAAAAGUUCGCACAGCCGUACAUUUCUUUUGCAUCCACAAGCGCUCGCUUGACCUUGUGUUCUCCCUCGAACGACGACCAAGUCACCCCUCGACAAAACUGAGCUUGUCAAGCCAGAUCGAUCGGGCGACCGAGGCGCUCAUUGCCCAUCAAACUUCGACCUAGUGCGAAACACACGCGUCUGUCCAAGACUUGAAUGAAUUAAUUUGAACACUUAUCCUAUACCCUUAUCGCUACAAACGCGAAGGACUUCAAGGUAGUCUUGUGUCGAUUCAGUCGCUCGCACCGAAGGCGAAUUUUCCCCGGCCAGAUUUCGUGUUAUUUUGCGCGGCGCGCGCGCCUUGCCGGGCCCCGUGAAAAGUGGCGACAUCCUCCUUGCCCGGUCUAGCGAACGGCCAACUGUCUCUACAGCAGCACCUAGACCUUGCGAACCAGAUUGCGCAUCAUUCCGGAGUCGUCGCCUACGGCAGGCGCGCGCCGGUGUUGACAAUGACACAACCUUUACCUCCGCAGCCGACCGAUAAGCGGCGCGUCAAAGUCUACGAAUUGCGCAAUAACGAGUGGUAUGACCGUGGAACGGGAUUCUGCACGGCAGCAUAUAUUCCUAUAUCCGAUUCCCCCGACGAAGAUACCCCGAGAGAACCUAGAGUCAUUGUCGAGUCAGAGGAUCAUCCUGACCGGGUGCUGCUCGAUGUUCGAAUAUGCAAAGAGGACGGUUUCCAGCAGCAGCAAGGCAUACACACUCCUAAGGCAGAGCAGGGAGAGGCCCAAAAGGUUCUAGUGUCUUCGGCAGAAUUUAUCACUGACACGACUUUGGGACUAUUUAGGAAGUUUGUGAGCGGGGUCCAGUCGUCUUUCCGUGGACAAAUGGCACAUGAUGACAGUCUUUCGGAUGACCUCGCACUCGAUGCUGGGCCUUCAUUGCCCCCGCCGGAGCUGGCGUCUUUGCCGGAGCUUGAGCACAGUAUGCGGAUGAUGGCAAGCAGUAAUACUGGCCGGGAAGCGCUCACCAAGUGCAUCAUGAGUGAGGACUACAUCGGCCGACUAAUACCACUCGUGGAAAUGGCGGAGGACCUUGAAAGCUUGGACGAUCUCCACCGUCUCUGCAACAUCAUGAAGACGAUACUGCUGCUUAAUGACAGUGGUAUAAUCGAGCAUGCUGUCUCGGACGAGUGCAUAGAAGGGGUGGUCGGCGCGCUGGAAUACGAUCCCGACUUUCCCAGCCACAAGGCAAACCACCGGCAAUGGCUCAAGCAUCGGAGCCGGUAUAUCGAGGUUGUCAAGCUGCAAGAUCCGGCCAUAUCAAGAAAAGUCCACCAGACCCACCGAUUACAAUACCUAAAGGAUGUGGUGCUGGCUCGGAUUUUGGAUGACCCGACGUUCUCCGUACUCAACUCGCUGAUAUUCUUCAACCAGGUUGACAUAGUCAACCAUCUCGGUCAAGAUCCCGAGCUUUUGAUGGAGCUGUUUGGAAAAUUCACGGAUCCGAGCGUCGAACCUAUUCGACAAAAGGAGGCUCUCCAGUACAUACAACAGUGCUGCGCCAUCGCCAAGAACCUACAGCCGCCGAUUCGGCAAGUGUUGUAUAAUAGUUUCCUCACGCACGGUCUCCUGCACGUCAUCAACUUUGGACUACGGCAACCAGACGUUACCGCUCGAGUCGGUGCUACCGACAUUCUGGUUUCGAUGAUUGACCACGAUCCCCAGAUGGUGCGGCAGACAAUUUAUCGCCAGAUCCGCGAGAACCAGCCGCCCCUUACAGAUGCCCUCAUCGAUCUGCUACUGGCCGAGGUGGACUUGGGGAUCAAAUCACAGAUCUCGGAUGCUCUCAAAGUGCUUCUCGACCCCAACCCCCCUCCAAUGCCACCAGAUGCCAGCAAGCCGAAUGGCGAACCACUGCCUAGACGACCCCAGGGACCAGACCCUGAGCAGGAUGGCUUCCUGCAACACUUUUACGACCAUUCUGCGGCCAGGUUGUUCAGACCACUCCUCGAGCUCGAGGGGAAAACCGUUCUCAAGUUCUCCGUGGCAGAUGAUGGCGUUUUCAACUACUUGAACGACAUCCUCUGCUUUUACAUACGUCAACACAUGCAUCGCUGUAAGCUCUUUAUACUACAGAACAACAUUUCACAGCGCUUCCUGCAACUGCUUGCAUGCGACCAGAAGCAUGUGCAACUUGUCGCCAUAAGGUUCUUCCGUCAGCUGAUUGCGCUGAAGGAUGAAUUUUGGAUUCGUCAGAUUGCUGAAAAGCAGGUUCUUGGCCCGAUCCUGGACGUCCUGAUAGGAGUUCUUCCCAGAGACAACCUGUUAGGAUCUGCCUGUCUUGACGUCUUUGCAUUCAUACACCAGGAGUCGAUUAAGGACUUGGCCAGGCACCUUGUGGAGACGCACCGAGAGAAAGUGCAGUUUCUCACAUCUUUGUCGCUGUUUAGAGAUAUACUUGACAUGUACGAUAAGCCUCAGGGCAACUACUCUGCUACUAUAGAUGGCUACUUUUAUGAUUCUGAGGAGAGUGUGUUGGUGCCCCGGCCAAACCCGGCCAACACAAGGGGCAUGAUGGAACACUUGGCUGUGGACCCGGACGAGGAGGCGUUUUGGAACGGAUCAGACGAGGAAGAAGAGCUGCAGACAAGGGUCGGUCCACCUCUUCAGGCGUCAGGAAACGGUGCCGUCGGUCCCAAGCCGCUAGUUGACUAUGCAUCUGAUGACGACGUGGACGAGAACGGGGACACGGAGGUGAAACCAACGCCCUCGGUCGAGGUUGAUGAAGCCAAAGCUGUGGUUUCGGAAGACGAUAGCGAGGGUGCCGUUUGGACACCGACCAGCAGUGUCGGGCCACCACCCGAACGUCUUUCAGAAAAACGCCGACGUGAGGAGGACGAAGAGGACGAGAUCGACAAGCUCAUGCAAACGAAUAAACGGCGGAACAGCGGUUCGGCGACGAUGAAACCGGCCACGGGCCUAGCAGCCGGGCCUAUUCGUCGCAGCAGGAGUCUCACCGGGCGUGAUUCACCGUCCAACGGGAACAAAAAAAUCGCCAUCAGUAUCUCACCGGCGCUGAAGCUCGCCACUACUGGGCAGUCUGGUUCUGAAGACGGAAGCGAAUAAAAAUGGCAGAGUUUUUCCCGUUCCACAUUUGAAGCGAUUGCAAGUCUUAUACGAAAUGAUAUCCCGUGACCGCUCUCAACAGAAACAUGAGAGGCAACGGAAUUUUUUUUUGUCUCGACCAGUGUAUCUGCGAGCACUUUUUUUUUUUUCUUUCUCUUUCUUCUUAUUUCUUUAUUUCAUUUUGACAAUAUGGCGUUGGCUUCCGUCUUAUUCUGUAUCCAACACUGAUCGGCCUUGAAUUACUUUUUAUUCUUUUUUCAGCCGCUGAAUAGGAAACGGCGGGGAUAUUGGGGCGCAAAGAAGGAAUAUUGGUUUUUGCUCUCCCCAGGAAAACGGGGAGGUGACAAGGUGCUUUUUUUUUUGUCGUAAGAGAGCAGGAGUCGGUACAAAAAGUCCAAAACAUCGAGCCUAUAUACAACCCCACAGUCACAGUGGGAUAGAUUUGCAAAGCAA